This is a messenger RNA of Petromyzon marinus (sea lamprey), 1361 nucleotides long. RefSeq names its product small nuclear ribonucleoprotein D1 polypeptide (gene SNRPD1). NCBI's taxonomy places the organism in Eukaryota, Metazoa, Chordata, Hyperoartia, Petromyzontiformes, Petromyzontidae. The record is from RefSeq and is a predicted model, not a curated record. Gene Ontology annotation, biological process: RNA processing; spliceosomal snRNP assembly. Gene Ontology annotation, molecular function: RNA binding.
AAUCUUCUAUCACCGACCCCAGUGACGUCACAUCCGCCACUCCCUCCACCUACCGCGGCCCUUCCCGCCAGGGCCCCGCUCUAUCCUAGCGUCAAUCUCCAGCCAUCUCGGGCCCCGCUGCCUCCAUCCGUCGGCAUCAUGAAGCUCGCGAGGUUCCUCAUGAAGCUGAGCCACGAGACGGUGACCAUUGAGCUGAAGAACGGUACCCAGGUGCAUGGCACGGUCACAGGCGUGGACAUCAGCAUGAACACGCACCUGAAGGCCGUCAAGCUGACCGUGAAGAACCGCGAGCCGGUGACCCUGGACUCGCUGAGCAUCCGCGGCAACAACAUCCGCUACUACAUCUUGCCCGACAGCCUGCCGCUCGACACCCUGCUCGUCGACGAUGGCCCCAAGGCGAAGGCGCGCAAGCGGGAAGCCGCCGUCGGCCGCGGCCGGGGUCGGGGUCGAGGGCGAGGUCGGGGCGGCAGAGGAAGGGGCCGCGGGGGGCCGCGCCGGUGAGCUCGCCGCGACCGCCUGCGUCGUCCCCCACCGCCGGACGAUCCUCGCCGAACUGCGCGGGAGCGCGGCCGCCCGCACCGGCGUGCGCUCGACGAUACCCAGCGGCAUCGGCGGUGGGAAUUGCCCGAGGGCUCCGGUGUGGGAUUGGCCGGUGUGUGUAAACGUGUGUGCGCGAGUCGCAGCGGUGUUUUUCCUAGGGGGAAGGGGGGAGGGGGUUUGCGCUCGGCUGAACAACGAUGACGAGCCGUCUAAUAUUUUUCUUUAUUAGUGUCGACAAAAACGGGACAGGUCUUCUCCCCCAAGCCCCCAAGUGAAGCUUUUCUUUCUUAAUCUCGUGUUACUUGAAAGGAUGGGGCGGGGGGGGGACGGAGUUGAAGCCUCGCUUGUUUAAGGCGCUGAUAACGUUUCACAAAUCAAUCGGUCCGUUGCGCUUGUGAAUAUUAGCCGGCAAACGUAUUGCUCCCAUCUGAUAGAGUUACUGCUCUAAAGGAGAGCCUCUUUUGCGAGUGAGUGUCUUGCUGGACCUUCGCCUUUGGAAUUUUAAUGGUGAAUUGCAAGAGAGCGAGAAAUAAUCCACCUUUGGCUUGGUGCGGGUUUUUUUUUGUCAGUUGGUUUCCCUGAGCGUACCGGAUAAGAUUCCAGAAAUGUUUUUUUCACCAUUCACUGUUAUGAAAAAGGAACUUGAAAUAGCUCCGGAGGUUUUUUUUUUUUAAACAAAUACCGUUACGUGGGUUGAAAAGUGAAAUAAGUUUUGUUUUUUGUUUGAAAUUGCUACUUCAUUAAAUGUUGAAAUUGCGACACUUCUCCAUUGAAAUGCCAGUAGUUGUUAAAAAUUUAAAAUAAAUCUCAUUUUCUCACAG